This is a messenger RNA of Polypterus senegalus (gray bichir), 6305 nucleotides long. RefSeq names its product nuclear factor NF-kappa-B p100 subunit-like. NCBI's taxonomy places the organism in Eukaryota, Metazoa, Chordata, Cladistia, Polypteriformes, Polypteridae. Gene Ontology annotation, biological process: non-canonical NF-kappaB signal transduction; cellular response to stress; canonical NF-kappaB signal transduction. The coding region runs from base 194 to 5416 and encodes 1740 amino acids. The transcript is spliced from 32 exons. Gene Ontology annotation, cellular component: cytoplasm. Gene Ontology annotation, molecular function: protein binding; RNA polymerase II cis-regulatory region sequence-specific DNA binding; DNA-binding transcription factor activity, RNA polymerase II-specific. The record is from RefSeq and is a predicted model, not a curated record.
CUCCCACAGCUUCGCUGUAAUUGCGUACGCGCAAGAGCGCGGCGGAGGACGGCAGCACCGAGUCGGCACAGCUUGAAGCUAUAGCUCCGCGAGAGAGCAACUCGCCCAGAUGCUUCACUUUCCUGACAAAGCCAGAAAUGGAGAACAAGUUAUAAGGGCAUAAGAUUUUGCACAAGCAUUUCAGAAACAGAACAUGGGAGACAAGCCAAAGAUUCACAUCUUUCUCGGUGCUCCUGUCAUUUCUGAAGGGGCAUUAGUGACAGAGAAAAUCGGGGGAGACUUUUUGGAAAACUGGAACACAAUUAAUCUUUCCUGUCACAAAGGGAAGCUUUGCCUACCAGCUGGAGACUCCACUAAUGUUGAGUUAGUGGACAGAUCUCAGCACACAACUGAAAGGGAUCAUUUAAAACAGGUUAAUAUCGAGUAUUGCCCCAACCUAUCCCCAGUAAGCAAACAAAGUAAAAGGACAGUUCAAUCCAAUGAAGAAAAGGGCAUAGUAAGUGACCCACACACCCAUGACCAGUCAGAUUCAAGAAGCAAAUGUUCUCUGGUUUGUAAGAAACAGUCUGAUCAUUCAGUAGAAAAUGAAUAUCUGGAUACCUGCUUCCCAAGAGAAGGAACCAGGGCACAAGUGGAUAGGAACGCCUGCAAUCCAGGGCUAAGUGUAAAUUCAGAAUUCCUGAGUGUGUGGGCAUCGAGUCAAGCUAUUUUUCUGAAGAGACAACCCAAUUCACAGCUGGAAAUAGACAAAAAUUCAGGAGACAUCAUCUACCAGUGCCAGGUGCCAGAUGUGGCUGUUGCUGUAAGUGAAGAGAGUUCCCCUGAGCUCUAUAGCCCCCAACCUAGUCAAGACUUGAAUCAAGCUGGUAACCAUAUUGCAACUAGGGAUAUUGCUUAUGUGAAAGAUAACUGCCAAAAUACAGAAUGUACUGAUUAUUUCAGCAAAGGACAGGAAGAAGGUGGUUUGGUUAUAGAAGCAAGCCUUGGAGGACUUCUGUGUUCUCAAAGUGACAGUUUCGUAGAUGCAAAACAACCUUCCUCAACAUCAAAACCACCAGCGCUACCACUACGCAAAAAGUUCAAAAGAUCUCCAACUUCUGAAAGGACUGUGAAGAGAAUAAAGCAACCUCCUUCUGUGACUGUGAUGCCACUUAAAAAAUGUGUAAACAAAGGAGUGCCCUAUCACAUUUUUGGCAUGGUGUUGAGUCCUUGUCAUUUGAAGGAAGUAAAAGCAAAAUCUAGACUGGCUAGUGGCUCAGCUAUUCCUUUAGCUGGCAUUGUGGUAACUGACCCAUCAGGAGCUGAAAUGAAAGUGUUGCUGUGGAGGGUAUCUGCCUUUUGGGCACUGACCGUGUAUCCUGGUGAUGCUGUACUCAUUACAGAUCUGACUGUGCAAGAGGAUCGAUGGAGAGAUGAGGUAGUCCUGCAGUCUAAACCAGUGAGCAAGCUUCUCAACUUGGGCCAUGUCUUCACUGUUCAUCCCCAGCAACUCCCAGAUUUUAUAGAAAGCACCAUGCUAACAGAGCUGCAGAACUAUGCAAGUAAGAAGUACAAGCACCUUCUCUCCAUCCCUACAAGGAUCCCACAAACACCAGACACCAUACAACAUGUCAGGCUGGCGAAGCUGCGACAGGACACACUAGUUCAUGCUCUUCUCAGAGUCAUUCACAGCUCUGUGCUUACAGAGAUGACGUACAAUUAUAAGGGGCAGUCCGUGCAGAAAGUGGUUCUGACAGUGGAACAAAGUGAUGGACAGCAAGGAGCACUUGUGUUAUGGGGUGCAGCAAGGACCUGGCUUCAAAGAAUUCAGAGGAAGAGAGACCUUGUCUGGGAUUUCAGGAUACUCAUGGUUCGAUGGGGAUCUCUGACAAGGAAUUUAGAGCUGCACACUACCCCCUGGUCAUCGUGUGAACCGCUCUUUCCAGAUGAUAAGCGCACACUGGAGUUCAGGAGCUGGGGCUGUCCACAGCAGUCUGCUAAAGAGAUGGACCUGUGCACACUGCUCUCUGAAAACUAUUCAGGGGAGGUGAAACUUCGUGCCCACAUUGCUUCCUUGUGCUUCCCAGGCCCAGAUGCAGGCAAUGUGAGACUGUUGGUAAACUUCGACACUGCCCGCUGGAUGACUGCAGACUCCUUGUCUAAUAUCACUUUUACUGGCUGUGGACGGUGUUGUGCAGAAUUAAUGGCCGACAGCAAUGGAAUUUACCGUCUUUGUUAUCCUUGUCUGCCAUUUACUGGUGUUAAGCAAUAUUACAGGCCAGCUGAGCUGUCAGUGACAGAUGGAGAAAGGAUGGUCUUGCUGCAGGUUCCAUCUUCUCUUGUACAGAAAAUCUUUCUAAAUAUUCCUCCAGAAAAACUGCUGACGGCAGUGGUGCCUUCAUCUACAGUGAAAUUUACCCAGGUGGUCGCAGAUGUGUGCCGCUCUCUCUUGUCAAAUCCUACUGAUACCUACAGCUUUACACUGAGGAGUCAUUUCCUACUGGAUAAUAAUGGCAUACCAAUUCAACAAAACUUUAUCCUGCUGGAUUUCCAUUGUGAAUGCUGGGUUCCCUGUGACCCGCGCUGGACGGGUCGGGCCGCAUCACACCGGACCGGACCUAACUGGACUGGAGUUGUGACGCGAGCAGUUGUCAGGAUGAUGGAUAGUUCUCCAUUUCCGAUGACUGAUGAGCAUUUACAUUAUAAUGAUAUUUCAUAUGGCCUUUUUUCCUCGUUUCCCAACAUGCCUAUUAAGACAGAGCCAUAUCUUGAGACUGCUAAUGGUCCCUACCUAGUAAUAGUUGAGGAGCCAAAACAGAGAGGAUUUCGCUUUCGCUAUGAAUGUGAGGGUCCCUCUCAUGGUGGGCUACCUGGGGCAUCCAGUGAAAAGAACAAGAAAACUUACCCAACAGUCAAGAUAUGUAACCACACUGGACUUGCCAUGGUGGAGGUUCAGCUGGUGACAAACUUUGAGCCACCACGUGUCCAUGCUCACAGCUUGGUUGGCAAACAGUGUAAUGAAAGUGGGGUUUGCCGAAUGAAAGUAGGACCUAAUGACCUAACUGCACAAUUUAAUAAUUUGGGAAUUCUUCAUGUUACCAAGAAAGGAGUACAUGAGGUCUUGAGAAGGAGGCUGAGAGAAGAGCGGCUACGGUGCAGAAGCAAAGAUAUGCCCCUCUCUGAGCGUGAGGAGCAGCAAAUUGUGGAGGAGGCACGGGAGCUGGGUAGGAUCAUGGAUCUAAAUGUAGUGAGGUUGAAGUUUACUGCAUACUUGCAGGACAGUGAGGGAAACUUUACUAGAGCCCUAAAGCCUGUCAUCUCUAACCCAAUCUAUGACAGCAAAUCUCCAAAUGCUUCAAACCUGAAAAUAUCACGCAUGGAUAAGACAGCUGGUUCUGCAUGUGGUGGGGAUGAGGUCUUCCUGCUGUGUGACAAAGUGCAGAAAGAUGACAUUGAAGUUCGGUUUUAUGAAGAUGACGAAGGAGGGUGGGAAGCUUAUGGGGACUUUGCACCUACUGAUGUGCACAAGCAGUAUGCAAUUGUGUUUAAGACCCCGCCAUAUCGUAAGACUGAGAUUGAGCGGCCUGUCACAGUAUUCCUGCAGCUUAAGCGGAAAAAGGGCGGUGACUGUAGUGAGCCGAAGCAGUUCACUUACCAUCCACAAAUCCAAGAUAAAGAAGAAGUACAGCGCAAAAAACAGAAAUCUCUGCCUCAUUAUCAGGAUCACUAUGGACGUGGACCAACCAUGGGAGGAUCAGGGGGUUCUGGAAGUGGUCCUGGGAAUUUUGGGUCUGGAGGAGGAGGUGGAGGAGGCACAGGUGGACCUUAUUUCCAAUACACUCAUGGCAUGCAAAGCUACUUCAACUCAAUGGGAAGUUACCCAGGAGGGGCACAGAUGUGUGGAUCAGCAGUCCAGAAAGAUGCUUCUGGAAACCAGUUAGAAAAUGGAAUGGCUCAUGGUGGACUGUCUCAGCAUCAACUUAUGCACCUAGCCUCACAGUUCAGUGCCAGGGCCAUGCAUGUGGCCAGACAGACCGGCCGUGCUCUGCUAGACUAUGCCACGACUGGAGAUGCUCGAAUGCUUCUUGCAGUGCAGAGGCAGCUAUGUGCAGUACAAGAUGAAAAUGGAGAUAGCCCACUGCACUUAGCAAUCAUUCAUCAGCAAGUCAGCGUAAUAGAGCAAUUGGUCCAGGUCAUUGUGAGCAUUCCUGGCCAACGUAUCUUGAACUUCACUAAUAAUCUUCUCCAGACUCCCCUGCAUCUUGCUGUGAUCACAAGACAGCACAAGGUGGUUGAAUUCCUCUUGAAGGCAGGUGCUGAUCCCACUCUUCUAGAUCGCUUUGGUAACUCAGUGCUCCACCUGGCAGCACCCAUGGGUGACGAGCAAAUGCUUUCCAUACUACUGAGUCAUCUAAAGCAUCAGAACGUAAACCUUUUGAACUCCCCAGACUACAGUGGACUUUACCCCAUUCAUCUGGCAGUCAGAAAAGGUGGUGAGAAAUGUCUGCGCCUGCUGUUGGAAUAUGGAGCAAAUGUGGAUGCCAUGGAACGUAAGAGUGGCUGCACUGCACUGCAUCUUGCUGUGCAAAAGAACUUGCUCAGUGCGGCUUGUUCACUUGCUACAGAGUUCAAAGCUGAUGUAAACAUUUGUAAUUUUGGAGGAAAUACACCCCUUCAUCUGGCAGCCAGUCUAGGCUCACCAACUUUCUGUUCAAUGCUUAUUGCUGCAGGAGCUGAAAAGCACUUAGAAAACGAUGAGCCAAUCUCAUUAUCUUCAUCCUCGGAUGAGGAUGAGGAGGAAGCAGACAUGUCAGGGGAAAACAUGCUUGAAACAAAGCAGAAAGAAUUAGAGGCUAGAAUAGAUGAGAUGCAGAUCUCCGAGCGACAAAACACCAAAGCUAGUUCAAACCCUCGUAAACGACCUUUCAGAGGGCACACCCCUUAUGAUCUUGCCAAAACCAAGAAGGUCCGUGACAUUCUGGCAGGAACGAAAACUCAACCUAUGCAACGGUUGAAACAAACGGAGCAUCCAGAGACAGGCAAACAUGCUGCACUUGAUAGUCAGACAUUGUCUGAACUCUGUAGGAUCCUCACCAAAGACAACGUUUCCUUGAAGCAGCUGGCAGAGAAGUUAGGUAUGCUGACAUUAGCAGACCUCUAUAAAGAAUGCCCGACUCCCUGUAAGAGCCUGCUGGAAAGCUUUCAGUUUGCAGGAGGUCAAGUUGAAGUACUGGUCGUGGCCCUAGAAUCUUUAGGCCUCAACGAAGGAGCCAGGUUACUGAGACAAGCAGAACAGAAAAAUACGCAGUCCAACACAGAUAUGACAGUAGACAGUGGCUAUGGCAGUCAGUCAAUAGGAGAACCAGACAAGCCAAAGAUAAAUGAAUCCAAUUGGGACACUCCAGAUCAGAAUGAAACUCUGGUAUUCAAUUCUUGAUCCUAAUGCGUAAAGGACAAACACCCGCUACAUUCAUUCUAGUCAAGAUGGAGCCAUCAUCAGCAGUCCAGUGCUAUCAUCACAGCUCCUGCUAUUCUGGUUAGAUUGUUGGCAUCCAAGAGAAUUUAUCCUCCAGGUAGACCACAACCUGUUGCUAAAAGGAGAAAAUGAAGAUUCUCUGCAGUGAUAUCUGGAGAUGCUCUUUCACAUCUUCAGACAGGUGUGAAGACUCCUGGGAUGUGAGACCCCAGUGUAUCGUCCAGAGUGCCUUAUCACUUCCUUGUGUGCUUCAGCAGUGUAAACAGCUCCCAUUGCAAAAGUGAACAUUGCAUGAUAUCGAAUCUUUAUAGAUGUGGAGGUUGUAGGCUGUAGAUGUGCUAGGCUCACUAUCGAGGUCCCGCCAUGAUUUAAUGAUGGAGUUCUUCGUCGCCAUCCAACAUGGACAACAUUCCUGUAAAACCUUUUAAAACAAGGGGAUUAUUUGGAGCUUCAGAAUGGCUUAACUUUACAGAGAGGAUUGUGGGUAGAUUAUUGGGGCUGGGGGUGCGGGUGCAACGUCAGCUUGAUUUGGAAAAGCUCUUUGGACAUAUUCCUGGGGGGUUAUUACUAUACAUUUUGGGGAUACUGUUACUGGACAGACUGUAACAGACAUUGGUCAUUCAACAGGGUUGCACUUUUUCUUUUCUUCUCCUCCAGUUGUGUUUGUCACCUGUCAUUAGUCACCUGUGUACUCUUCUGAAAGCUGAGACCCCCUAUAGAUAAUUUUAACCUUGGAUUGUAAAUAGUAUAUUUUACUACAGUUUGAUUGUGUGCAGUUAAAAUAAGAACAUACUUUUUAAAAUUUAGAUUCUCAUUGUGUUUUAAUAAAGAUCUUCUAAUUAUUUCUUAA